UUGAUACUGGGAGGUUGGUCCGCCGCCCCCGUCACACCAGACACUCGCGCUGCCCUGGUGCGGGCCUUGUCCAAGACGAGCGUCUGCGUGAACUCGAUCCUGUCGGCGAGAAGUCAAGUGGUCGCAGGGACCAACUACGAAUUCCAGAUCGACGGCUGUCGUGGUCUGCGCGGAGGAGACUGCAGCAGUGCGUGCAAGUCCCCACGCAGGUUUUCCGUUAGCGUGUUCGACCAGCCGUGGACCCACACAACGAUCGCCACCAAGAUCUCG
This is a messenger RNA of Phytophthora sojae, 270 nucleotides long. RefSeq lists its product as hypothetical. The transcript has a single exon. The record is from RefSeq and is a predicted model, not a curated record. Gene Ontology annotation, molecular function: cysteine-type endopeptidase inhibitor activity. Lineage: Eukaryota; Oomycota; Peronosporomycetes; Peronosporales; Peronosporaceae. The annotation marks the transcript as partial.